Messenger RNA from Perca fluviatilis (European perch), 1402 nucleotides. RefSeq names its product autotransporter adhesin BpaC-like. The transcript has 5 exons. The record is from RefSeq and is a predicted model, not a curated record. NCBI's taxonomy places the organism in Eukaryota, Metazoa, Chordata, Actinopteri, Perciformes, Percidae. Bases 34 to 1332 code for a protein of 432 amino acids.
UGUGCUACCUGCAUGAUGGGGUUUUAAACUGGCAUGUGGCACAGGAAUCAUUUUCUCUUAGUGACUGAAGCAAUGGGAGCUAUUUGGGCCUUUGUUAUUUGUGUGCUGACUGUUUGGAUUACCAAAGGCUUGUGUUUGCCAGUUGGUGGCACAAAUGAAAGACGUGAUAAUGGGCUGCAGAGGAGAAUGAUUGGAGAUUUGUCUCCCAAUGAUAUCUCCAUGAAGAAGGCCUUUGCACUUCUCCAGUCAAUGGAGUCCAUGUUGACCCAAUCUGCUAAAGAAGUACAACUGGAAACUAAUGAAGUGGAAGCUGAGGCAUCAUUUAGCUACCUGAACGAAUCUAAAAAGCUCAAAACGGAGAAACUUCUCUAUCCACACACCAACCUGACCGACAACCUGACGUCCAGCAACAACCUGACCAACAACCUGGAGGCCAACCCGACGUGCAGUGACAACGCGACAUGCAGCAACAACGCAACGUUCAGCGACGAGACGUCCAGCGACAACCUGGCCGGCAACGCAACGUGCAGCGACAACAUGACGUGCAGCGACAACGCAACGCUCAGCGACGAGACGUCCAGCGACAACCUGGCCGGCAACGCAACGUGCAGCGACAACUCGACGUGCAGUGACAACGCAACGUUCAGCGACGAGACGUCCAGCGACAACCUGGCCGGCAACACGACGUGUAGCGACAACUCGACGUGCAGUGACAACGCAACGUUCCGCGACGAGACGUCCAGCAACAACCUGGCCGCCAACGCGACGUGCAACAACGCGACGUGCAGCGACAACGCAACGUUCAGCGACGAGACGUCCAGAGACAACCUGGCCAGCAACACAACGUGCAGCGACAACUCGACGUGCAGCGACAACGCAACGUUCAGCGACGAGACGUCCAGAGACAACCUGGCCGGCAACGCGACGUGCAGCGACAACUCGACGUGCAGCGACAACGCAACGUUCAGCGACGAGACGUCCAGAGACAACCUGGCCGCCAACGCGACGUGCAGCAACAACGCGACGUGCAGCGACAACACAACGUUCAGCGACGAGACGUCCAGAGACAACCUGGCCGGCAACGCAACGUGCAGCGACAACUCGACGUGCAGCGACAACGCAACGUUCAGCGACGAGACGUCCAGAGACAACCUGGCCAGCAACGCGACGUGCAGCAACAACCCGACGUGCAGCGACAACGCAACGUUCAGCGACGAGACGUCCAGCGACAACCUGGCCGGCAACACAACAUGCAGCGACAACCUGGCCGCCAACAUGAUGUCCUGCGCCAACCUGACGACCAGCGACAACCUGACCUCUGCCAAGAAAUGAGUGUGGAACCAACAAAGUUUGUUUCUGGUUGUACUUGCUUAUUUCAAAUAAAACUAACAUUUUAUUUGUU